Messenger RNA from Colletotrichum scovillei, 2068 nucleotides. RefSeq lists its product as uncharacterized. The transcript has 4 exons. Gene Ontology annotation, molecular function: pyridoxal phosphate binding; carboxy-lyase activity. Bases 183 to 1721 code for a protein of 512 amino acids. NCBI's taxonomy places the organism in Eukaryota, Fungi, Ascomycota, Sordariomycetes, Glomerellales, Glomerellaceae. The record is from RefSeq and is a predicted model, not a curated record. Gene Ontology annotation, biological process: carboxylic acid metabolic process. Gene Ontology annotation, cellular component: cytoplasm.
AGUGGACCGAGCAAAGCGAUUCGAAGACCUGGUUAUACCGAUAAUCCAUUCCGUUCUGUCCAGUUUGAGCGGUAUUUUUGACGAAACCUUAACUGCCUGAACUUCUGGCAUUUUGAAAGAAUUUUCGAAACUUUCUUGGACUUCCGGUGAAAGGGAAGUUUCAAUCUCUCAGCACAACAACGAUGAACGGUACCAACGGCACAAAUGGGCACCACGCAGUCCCACAGACGCUCAAGAGAGCCGAGGAAGUAGAGGAUCUGCUCGAUGCCGUCAAGGGUCUGAUCGUGCCGUACAUCAGAGCAGCCGAUGAGGCAGCCGGCCAAAAGGCGAACGGCUACACAUCCGUCGACAUUGAAGGCGUUCCCAGCAAUGUCUUGGUCGACACCCAGAAGCCCGAGGCAUUGGUCGAAAAGCUAAAGCUCUCUCUUCCCGAGGGCGAUGGGCUCGGUAAGGAUGGCUUGCUCGAUGUCAUGCAAAAGAUUCUUAAGUACAGCGUCAACACCUGGGACCAAGGCUUCAUGGAUAAGUUGUAUGCAAGCAAUACUCCGGUUGGCGUCGUCUCCGAUCUCGUUCUAUCUGUCCUGAACACAAAUCUCCACGUCUACCAAGUCUCACCCGCACUGAGCAUCAUCGAAAAGAUCACGGCGCGAAAGUUUGCAAACCUGUUCGGCUUCAACGGCCCUCGCGCCGGCGGCGUCACCUGCCAGGGCGGUAGCGCCUCCAACCUGACCUCCCUCGUGGUGGCGCGGAGCGCCCUCUACCCAGAGACAAAGGCAUCCGGCAACGGCUCCCACGACUUUGUCAUCUUCACCAGCGCCCACGGCCAUUACUCUGUCGAAAAGAGCGCCCUGGCCUGCGGCCUCGGCGCGUCGAGCGUGUGGGCCGUGCCCAUCGACACCGCCGGACGCAUGAUCCCCGAAGCCCUCCGCGAGCUCGUCGUCCGCGCCAAGGCGGAGGGCAAGACGCCUCUGUACGUCAACUCGACUGCCGGAACGACGGUCAUGGGCUCCUACGACCCCUUUGAGGAGAUUUCGAGCAUCUGUAACGAGUUUGGCUUGUGGUUCCACAUCGACGCCAGCUGGGGAGGGUCCGCCAUCUUCUCGGAGAAGCAAAAGGCUAAGCUUAAGGGCUCCCAUCUGGCCGACUCGUUGACCGUCAACCCGCACAAGAUGAUGAACGUACCCGUGACGUGCUCGUUCUUGCUCACGCCGGACGAGAAGGUCUUCCACAAGGCCAACACAUUGCCCGCGGGGUACUUGUUCCACAACGUGGACGAGACCGAGGACGUAUGGGAUCUGGCAGACCUAACCCUCCAGUGCGGUCGCAGGGGCGACAGUCUGAAGCUGGCGCUGGCCUGGAUCUACUACGGCGCCGGCGGCUUCGAGAAGCAGAUUGACCAUGCGUUUUCCCUGGCGGAACACCUCGCGACAUUGGUGCAGAAGAGCGACAACUUUGUCCUGGUCUCGUCGAACCCGCCGCCUUGCUUGCAGGUCUGCUUCUACUAUGCGCCAAACGGCCAGCUUGCCGAGGAACCCGAGGCGAACACGAGACGGACCAGCGAAAUGGUCCAUAAGCUGAUACAGCGCGGCUUCAUGAUCGACUAUGCUCCUGGGGAACGAGGUAGCUUCUUCCGGGUUGUCGUCAACUGUCAGACCCUCCAGGGAACUGUUGAUGGCUUGGUCAAGGCGCUGGAAGAAGUAGGCAAGGAGAUUGCGGCGUAAGUGUUAGAGAAUCAUGUGGCAAAAUGGUGCGAUUUAGAUAUAAAGACAUCGAAGAAUGAUGUCCCAGAUGAUAGACUCUGCCGAACCAAUGCCAGCAGAAGGUCCACAGACGAGAUGCUGCGUGCGCGACGUGUUCGGGCGUUGAUGGCGCCACCUGUGGCCGAGACAAAUUUGGAUGACAGAAAAUGAAAUGAGAAGAGAUCUUGUAAGUGAGCAGAGGUAGAAAUCAUCUUUGAGGCAUGAAAUUUGGUCAAGGGAUGAGAAGAACUGAAGUAAUCCCAGAGGGAAGACGGAGGAGAUAUUUCUAGGGGAGCAUGGAUGAUGGGCCUGGAUGAGGGACAGCGGUA